GAGAAGUCGGCAUGUUACUUUAAGGAAUGCUGCGUCACUGACGUCAUCACGUUAGAGUUGCUCGUCCAAUCACACGCGUCGUCUCGCAAGAACCGCGCGAUACACGAACAGACAAAGAAGUCGUCUUGCUUUCGACCAAAGAACACCAGGUGCUAGGUUGGUUCAAAGUUGAGAGCCAGUGCUUUUUUGGUUCAAAUCUCGUGCCGCCCCAGAACGGGUUUGUGUUUCCAUUCAGAAGGAGCAAAAUUGGAGCUGCGUCAUUGCGCCACCACAAAACGUGUGUACGUCACUGCGUACGUAGCCGUUCAACAGCGUUCACGCUGUACGGAAACCCACACAACAACAAUGGAGGACUUCAUUGGAGUGGUGUUCAUGGCUUUGCUAGUGUGUCUCGCCAUCGCUGAACAGCAAAACCUUCUGUUAGGGGUUACCCAUCGGCGUCGCCGUUCCAAUGCCCAGCGAUCACGUUUGAGAAGAAAGAUGUUUUUAGAUGUCACCCCGCCCUCUGCCCGUGACGUGCUCGGCUCUCAACUCUGGCCACCUCUGGCCCAGCAACGAGUUGGUGCCCGAAACGGCCCCAGAGUUUGGAGCCCGGAGCCGCAGCUCCGGUGGUCGAAACACAAAAAACCGGCGCCAAGUCGGGCGCCGGCUCCAACUCCGAACGGGCUCCACCCCGGUCGAAAAGAGGGAGUUUCUACAAUGGCGGCCCGGUAUCACCAGUCCGACUCACCACAAACUCCUCGCAUAGAACAGCCUGAACAUGACCGACUGGUUCCAGUCAGACCCGCGACAGACACUGAGAAGAAACUAUUGAGCGUUAUCAGCCGGCUGUCUGGCCAGAGAGGACCGCUGGAGGAGAAGCUGGAGGAGAGGAUAGCCGCCAUGGAAGCAAAAUUAAACACUUUCUCCAGCGGCGAGGAAAUUCAGCGGAAAAGAGGAGAGCACAGUCCUAAAAUUGCGACUGGGCUCACCUCACAAUGAGACAGUCAGGACAUAUUUAGUUAAAACUUUGGCUGAAGUCCAGAUGUGGAGGAUGUGGAGACAGACGUCCUUCUACCUGAUUGUAAAAAGCAUUUUGAAACUCUACGGAGGAACUACCGCUACAGUCAACCCAACAUGGCGGAUCAGGCGGAGGCCAUGAAGUCUUCUGCCCCGAGUCACCACAGAAGAAAGAGGGAGUGCCGAUGGUUGAAGGAUGGAAGCACUGUACAUGUGCCGCUGAUGCUAGUCGUCCGUGUGCUUGGUAUGGGAUUUCCAGUAUAUGAUUUUAUGCUCCUAGUUCCAUGAGAUAUGAGUGUGUUAUUAUAUGCAUUGUAUUUUUGUGUUGUUAAAGAUGAAAUAUUUGUAACUACUGUUUGUUACUGCAUUCUGUGCUUAGCACCAAGGCUUAUACAGAGCACUGUGGUAACUGUGUUUUUUUGUUUGUGCUAGGGGCCACAGCCGUAUGUUUCUUGUAUGUUUCUGGUUCGGAUACUGUUUCUAGUACUGUUGCUUAUAUAGUUGCUAAUGUAUUGUGCCCUAAGUUUUGGGGAAUACAUCUCAUUUUAGAAAUUCUAUUACUUGUAAAUAAAUUGGGAAACAAAGAACCCCCACAAAAAUUAAAUUUGAAGUAUUGGUGUCUGAUUUAACCCGGCUUCAUAUAUGCAACAAAAGUGAGAAUGAUGUUAGAGAGAACUCCGUUUCUGAGUCGGAGGAUGGAGGAAUGUGUGUGAGUGACCAGGAGGAAGAGGGACUGAACAGCCAAGAACGAGAGCAACUGGGUAUGACACUCACCGAUGCGAGGGGCUCCGGAGGCGUGGAGGUUCCUGGUCCUACACGGGCGAAGGAGGCUCAGCCGGAGAGCCGGAACCGGGAGGAGGCGGUGGAGAAGCUGGUCUGUGAGGAGCCACAGUGUGCUCUGGAUGGAGUGGAUGAGACGGAAGAAAUGCCUGAUGACACUGUCCCUGAGUCACAGUCUCAAAUUCCGCUGGGGGGAACCCGGUCAUGAGGCUGUCAUCCUCUGACUCGGAAAUGGAGCUCUUGGAGCUCAUAUCUUUCAAUGCGUGUGGGCUCCGCACAGAAGCUUCUCUUGCUGAUACCCUGACUUCAUGGAGGAGGUGAGUCAGUUCAAUAAAGUUUUUCUGUGUUAGUGAAGUUAACAGUGUUGUGUGUUUAGUUAGUGGCUGGAACAUCAUGAUAUGUUUUUGGAGAAAGUCCUAUCAUAUGGUAUUCCUUUCUAACUAAGCACUAAACAUCAAAAAUGUCCUCUUCUUUCCCAGUAUUUUACAGUAGAAAACAGGAUUCAGUCAUCUCACAUUAAAUCUGAUAUUCUAAUGGUGUUUAAAACAGUUUAAUUCUUUCAGAUGCUUGAUGGUGUUGAAGGAUUUUAGGAGCGAAUAAAUAACAAAUACAUGAAACAUCCUUCACUCCGAUAAUUAGGCUUACUGCAAAUCUCAUAAAGACAAGAGGCACAAAGUGUCAGUCUCUGGUUUAGGGUUAAAUCAAUAUUUACAGCCAAUAGAAUCUGUUAUUGACACAUAUCUUUAUUCUGUAGAGCAGAGCUGUCAAACUCAUUUUAGUUCAGGAGCUACAUUCAGCACAGUUUGAUCUCAAGUGACCAGUAAAAUAAUAACCUAUAAUAUUUCCCUGUGUUUUAGUGCAAAAAAAUACAUUCUGAAAGUGUUCACGUUUAACAAACUGUCUUUUACUUGAAGUUUUUAAAUGAAAAUAAGUGCAAUUUCAACAUCAUUAUGCCUCAGUUUAUCAUUUAUACACAAAUUACAGAUCACAGAGUGUCUAGAAAGGCACAAAAUAUUCAGUUGCAGAUAUCUGGAACUCAGUGAUGUAGUAUUUUACUUUGUGAUCGCAACAACUUGUCAAGAUAUGGAAAUGAUUUUAAUUUGAUAUUCAUUUCCACGUGUAGUAAUCCUGACACCACAGCAUACAAACUAAACAGGAACUAUUAAGGAAGAAGUUUCGGUUAUCUCCCUGCCUUGUAAAUGGAGAAAAUUUAGAAACAUGUAAUUUUUUAUUUUUUAAAAAUGCAUAAAAGUUGUGUUGGUGCAUGAACUGAGGCUGCUGACUGACCUUAUAUUGCACAAUGUUCAAUGUCUUUAAAUAUUUUCACAGUAAGGAUUCAUCUGUCGAUCUAUCUAUACCUGAAACCUCAUCCUCUGUAUAUAGUCUUCUACAUGUUUUUUUUUUGUUUAAAGAAUAAAAUCAUCUGUAUAUAAUGCUAUGGGAGGGCUGCACAGUGGUGUAGUGGUUAGCACUUUUGCCUUGCAGCUAGAAGAUCCCUGGUUCGCGUCCCGGCUUUCCCGGGAUCUUUCUGCAUGGAGUUUGCAUGUUCUCCCUGUGCAUGCGUGGGUUUUCUCCGGGUACUCCGGCUUCCUCCCACAGUCCAAAAAUAUGCUGAGGUUAAUUGAUUAUUCUAAAUUGCCCGUAGGUGUGAAUGUGAGAGUGCUUGUUUGUCUUUGUAUGUAGCCCUGUGACAGACUGGUGACCUGUCUAGGGUGUCCCCUGCCUUCACCUGAGUCAGCUGGGAUAGGCUCCAGCCCCCCCCCCGCGACCCUAGUGAGGAUUAAGCGGUGUAUAGAUAAUGGAUGGAUAAUGCUAUGGGCAAUUUUUGCACCGUUUUUUUCUUAUUUAUUCUUGCACUGCCUUUAUACUCUUAUACUUUCUCCUUUCCUAAGGAAGAAGUUUCGGUUAUUUCCCCAGUUAUGUUUGAAAUGUAACAUUACUUCUUCAGCUCAGUGCAUCAGUGAUCAUAUUGGUUUAGUGGUUGGAAGUCAAUAAAACAUUAGCGUCAGUCAAAUUGAAUGCGUCAGUGGAUGGAAGUGGUGGUUGCCUUGUGCUGCUCUUCACUUCACUGCAGCUCCAUGGCUCCAUCUGCUGGACGGACAGAAGUGCAGCAGCUGAUGGCAGCUUCUUUGACCUCACGCUGCUGUCAGACCCACAGAUUAGGGUUUAUUUCAGAUAUACAUAAUAGAAAAUAGUAAUUAAAAAAUAAGCUGAUGUUGUAUUUUUGCAGCAGUGGGUUUUACAGGGUUAAGAGCAACCAGUCAAAGGUUAUUACUUUUUUUUUUUUUUUUUUUUUUUUGGUCUGCAUUUGUUCUCAUUGUUUAACUCCACAAGAAGGGAGUCAACAUUGUAUGAGAUCGAUGCAUAUUUUAGUCUUGGAGCCAAAUAUUUUAAUAUUUAGUGCAUGUGUGUGACCAUCACCGGCCCUCCCUGAAAGCUAAGCAGACCUUCUUUAUUCGAAUUCCCUAUUAUAAGCCAGGGAGGGCAGUGCUACACCUCAGUGAUGUGUGGGGGAAACAAAGACUGGACAGGACGAACAGGACGAACAGGAUGAACAGGGAUAGAAAUUAACAGGCGGUGCUAUUGCAAUUAAAGAUAGUAAGGUGGUGUGUUAUUCCCAACUACUAACUGUCAAUCAAUUUAAAAAAAAUAAAAAUAAAAAUAAAAAAAAAUUUUGAAAAAAGAAAAGAAAUCCAAACCAGCAGAAAAGAAAAAGAGAUACAAUAAAUAAAUAAUUAAACAAACGGUACUGAGCACCAUAAUUGUGGAUGUCUUGAUAGUGUAGAAUAGAAUAGAACAGGCCAGAAGAGGAUACUAGUGCAAGAGAGAAUGAGUUUAGGGUAGAGACUCUGGAGAGAUUCUCAGCACAUUCUGGCGGGUCCCAUCAUUCACUGAAAUGGGACUCGGCAGUAGCUGGCGAGACCUGAUCAAACAUGCAAGUGUGAAGAACCCCGAAGCCCAGAACAGCAAUCAAGGCAAGGCAGGGCCAAGCCAACAGGGCAACCCUCCCCCCAGGCAGUAGGAGCCACAGGGCGGCACCCCCAGAGAGCCUCCGGGGCCACCGUGGACGACGCGGACCCGGAGAACAAGAGGGAGCAGCUACCGACACCCCCAGCGCGCCAAGACCGCCCCAGGCAGCCCGGGGCACGAGGACCCACCCGCCACCCAAACCCCAACCCCGCCCACCCCAGCCCCAGCCCCCACCAAACCCACCACCCGACCCGCCCAACCCCACCCCCUCUCCCUCCCCCAGAGGGGGCCAACGCCCCACACAGCCAGGAAGCCAGACACAGGGGCCGAGCGGCCCACCGAAGGGGCGGCAACCAGCCCAUCACAAGGCAGGCCGCCACCGGGAGCCGGUCAGAGGAAAUCGGAGCCGGGACCCGAUGCGAGUCCAGAGGGUAGAAAUGGAUAGUGUGGUGGGGCCCGGCGACGCCGACAGGGAGGCACCCCGCAUACCCCCCGCACCAGGCCCCAGGUGAGCGCAGUACACCCAGGGCCCCCACUCCCCGCAACGCGCCCUGACGACCCACCAGGACAGAGCCACCACAUGCCGCCAGCCCGCAGUACAGCUACAGCGCCCACCAGGACGGCCAAUCCAGCCCCCGCAGCCCACCAAGAGCCAUCGCACCAGCCUGGACCCGUCGGGCACGCAGGAGAACCCCCCCCGACCACAGCCCCCAGGUCCCGGGGACCCCCCGGCCACAGCAACACGGAUGAUGGUCCACCCCCGUCACCCCAUAGCCAUAAGGGGGCCGGGUCCCACCAGCGAGGCCAUAUUAGUGAAAUCCCCCCAUUACUCCCUAUUAAUAUGUCUCCCGAUCCCAGACUGGAGACAUUAUCCCUGCACCGUGAUAGUGUAACCCUGAGUGUCAUGUGGUGCAUUAAAAGUGGGGAGGCUGGGUGAGGCGUCCAGGGGGCGGGCCAGAGGACCACAGAGGAUGGCUACUCUGCAGCCUACCCUGACCCAAGUUCCCCGAGCCGUCCCAGACCUACCCCCAAGCUGUGAGUGUGUGUGGUGCAUUAAAAAGAAAUUAGAGAGCAGGGGAGGCAAGCAAGAGGGUGAUGGGGAAGAGACAAGGCCGUAGAGCCCUGCCAUCCGCCCCACCACAGAGCCCAUCGUUCCUGCCCCCACCUGCUCUCGGGGCCCUAACUGUUGUGUCCCUAUAUGUGCCUAAGAGUAACUAUAUACAGUGAUGUGUGAAGUAUGUGAAGUGCACAGUAAGAGGCAGUCUGGUGUGGAUCCGGCCCAAGAGGACAGAACAGCGGGGGAGACAGGUAGUAAGACCACUGGUACUGGUGCAGAGGGCCCCCAGAGCCCGGAGGCAAGAGGCCGAGGUGGGCCCACCCGAACCCGACCGGCCCAGCCAGCACCAAAACCCCCAGAAGUCGGAGCGCUAGACCAGCGCCCCGGCAGACGCUGCAGCCCCACCACGGGCCAGCCGCAUGCAGCACCCCGCCCCGGAGGGAGGACCAGGCCGCACCACCAGGAAGCAAGGGCCAUGAGCCCCCACGCCCACCCCGGAGCCGGUACGUCCAGGAUGCAGGGCGCUCACCCCGCAGCACCACCGAGACCCCACCCACACCACUACUCCCCAGGACAGCACCGGGCCCGGACAGAAGCCCCCAGCCAGCAGAAACUAAUCUCCAGUGGCGGCACACAGGCAAGUACCAAGGCCUGUGCCCGGAUGAGCCAGAGCCACCCCCCCAGAGAGACCACCCGGCCCCCAUGCCAGUCCCCCAGGCAGCGGAGGGCCCCCAGCCCCCCCAGGGGAGGGAGAGGGACGAGGACGAGCGGCCAGGCAGGAGAGGAGGGAGGAGGAGGGAAGCAGAGCAGGAAGGGACAGGGGAGCGACCGGAGGGCCGACCCACCCCAAACCCCAGGGCCAGCCAGGGCGCCCCAGAAGAGACCAGCCGCCGCCACCCCCAAGGCCCCGGGAGAGCGCACAGGCCCAGCAGACCCAGGGCUCGAAGGGAGAGACACCGGGGACACCCACCCCCAGGCAGAGGGGCCCGAGCCACGCCGGCCCCGCAGAGCCAGAGAGCGACCCCAAGAGCAAUAGGAAAAGGACACCAUUAGUGCAUGCACACAGCCUUGAAGUCCAUGGUGCCAUCCUACUUAAAAAGUUACUUCAUGGGUGAUCUGAACUACUGGGAGCAGGCUUGAUUGAACACAGUCUGACUGCUGCAGGAAGGAAGGACCUCCUUCAAACAUCGUGGGUGAAGCAGUCUGUCCCUGAAGGAGCUGCCGGUGAUGGUCCUGUUUCCUGCAGGGGGUGGGAGAUGUCCUCCAUGAUAGACAACAGCUUUGUCAUCAUCCUCCUGUCUACCACCAGCCCAGGACAGAGCUUGCUUUCUUAACCAGUUUCUUUAGUCUCUUCCUGUCUGCAGCCGUGAUGCUGCUGCUCCAGCAGACCAGUCCAUACAGGAUGGCUGAUACCACCACACAACCAUAAAAGGUCCUCAGAAUUGCUCCCUGCACCCCGAAGGACCUCAGUUUCCUGAGCAGGUGAAGUCUGUUCUGACCUUUCUUAUACCGUGCAUUGGUGUUCUAUCUCUAGACAUGUUUGAAUGUCUUUAUCAAUAAAUGCUCAAACACA
Amphiprion ocellaris (clown anemonefish) is the source of this 7379-nucleotide messenger RNA. RefSeq names its product proline-rich protein 2-like. The record is from RefSeq and is a predicted model, not a curated record. The transcript is spliced from 8 exons. The coding region runs from base 5976 to 6842 and encodes 288 amino acids. NCBI's taxonomy places the organism in Eukaryota, Metazoa, Chordata, Actinopteri, Pomacentridae.